Asterias rubens (European starfish) is the source of this 6701-nucleotide messenger RNA. RefSeq lists its product as uncharacterized. The record is from RefSeq and is a predicted model, not a curated record. NCBI's taxonomy places the organism in Eukaryota, Metazoa, Echinodermata, Asteroidea, Forcipulatida, Asteriidae. Bases 98 to 6541 code for a protein of 2147 amino acids. The transcript is spliced from 17 exons.
UUAGCGCGCACCAACGGAAUCGUUUGACAAACGUAAUGUUGUUUUGAAACAAAGUUCACACGCUAAGCAAAAAUGAGGUAAAAAUUCACAACUGAAAAUGGAGAGUGAGAGUGACACAGAGAACGAACAAUUGCAACAUGAUAUUCUUCAGAUAAACGAGGUCCUCGGCCAAGGUGAAGACGAAGGAGACGACAGUGAUUGGGAACUUGAAAUAGAUGACACGACGAAGGCAGCCGACGACGACCACUCGAUAGUUUUCAUUGAUGAUGGAUUAGUUGAGACCAAUGAACAUAUUGACCAGCACUAUUCAGAGACCACUCAACCAAAUCAACCGAGCACAUCAGAGGAGUGUUCCCUAGAGAGCUUGCUACUCAUCAACCAAGAAAGCCAGAGGAAUCUCCAGGAAUUGUUAAUCAGAGUUGACGAGGAACUAGAGAGAAAUCAAAAUGAGCAAGUUCAAGUUGCGAAGAAUCCAAGUAAUCGAGAAGAGAGAAAUAUUGACCUGUCCAUCAUGGGCCUCUUCAGAGAUUAUAUGGAGCUACUACAAGACAGUUCAGGAAAAAAGCCCCCAAAGAAUGAGGACACUAAGCAGAGGAUGUCUGGUGAUCGACCGGGUCCAUUUGUGAUGAAGCAAAAAAGAUGGAAUGACAAUCAGUGGGAGAAAUUGCUGGAAGCCGUCAGGACGGAAGGUCAGAAACGAGCUAUGCAGCCAAUCCUAAAUCGUAUAGAAAUCUUAGAGAUGAAGAUGGAACAGCUGAGUGUCCCAGAGGUGUUGGAGAAGGUCUACGAAGAACUCGCAAUCAAUAAGAAGGAACUGGUCAAAACCGAGUCCAUCCCAAUAGAAGAGCUGCUUGGAGACCGUUUUAGAGAAAUAGAUUGGGAUACAACUGCUAAUGUUCACCUUGACGCAGAACGUUCAGCAAAGGAAUGCCAACUGCAGUGGCAGAACUUACUCCAUCCAUCCAUCAGUCGCAAGAAAUGGACAGCAAAAGAGAAGGCAGAUCUGAUGCUUAUCGCUUCUAAACAUGAAAAUAAGAACUGGGAGGCCAUUGCUGAAGAACUAGGGACUGGAAGAACUGCUCUCCAAUGCUUACGUGUAUUCCAGCUGCAAGACAAGAAUUUUGUUAAACCGACUUUUACUGACCAAGAGGACACCAUACUUGUAGAGUUGGCCGAGCGCCUUCAAGUUGGAAAAUACAUCCCUUUCCCAAAAGUGGCUUACUUCAUGGAAGGACACACCCAGGUCCAAGUGAUAUACCGUUGGAUUAGACGAGUUGAUCCAGCCAUCAAGACGGGAAAAUUCACUAAAGAAGAAGAUGAUAAAUUGAAGAAGUUGAUCAAUACAUAUGGAGCAAAGAACUGGGCCCGGUUGGCUGAGCUUAUGGGCGGACGUACGCAGUUUCAGAUCAGACAUCGAUGGAUGACUGUCUUGUCACCAUCUAUCAAGUUGGGGCAUUGGGACUACGAAGAAACAAUGGAAUUCUUACAGAAGGUCAAAGAACAAGGAGUGGGUAACUGGUCAAAGAUAGCAGAAGUUCUGCAGAAGAAUCCAGAUGAAAAGGCGAGAACAUCUUACCAUCUCCUGCAACGCUUCAAAAACCUGGUUAUCUCGUACAUGACAUGGAGAAACAAUAAAUGUGAAUCCGACAGCAAUAUUGAGGGUGGGAAUGAAGUCGAUCUGCUUGGUAGCCAGCUAGCUGAUAAACUACUGGUGUUUGUACCAAUGAAAAAGCGAGAGAAGGAAGAAGCAAUAGCAAGAAGGCUGGCAAGAGAAGCAGCAAAAGCCAAGAAAAGAAAAUUAGCUGCCAAAAAGAGGAAAAGGAGACGGAAAGUUGAGUCCUCUGAUGAGGAGGAAGAGGAGAGUGAAGAGGAGGAGGAGGAGGAGGAGGAAGAUCUAGAUGGUCUUAAUGAUUUUGAUGAUCUUGAUGAUCCUGACGAUUGUUAUGGGGAUCAGCAAUACAUGACGGCAAGACAAAAAUUCUUAGCACAGAGGAAAGAACUUGAGCAAGAACUGGAAGUUGAUCCGUACGAUGCAAGAAACGAAGAAGAUGAAGAUGGAAUAGAAACUAACAACGCCGCUGGCUCAAGUACAGGGUCAAUCGAGCAAAGGAACCAAAUGAACACCGUUUCAAACCAUCUUUCAGGAUGGCAACAAAAAUUAAAUGACAGAGAUGCUGCCUCAAAAAGAGCUCACGUUCCAGAUGGACUUCCUUCCGCUAAAUACGACCCAGAGGGUAUGGGCCUACCAAUGUGGAUGGAAAGACUCAAACACAAGGAAGGGGUUAAGAUAAAGAAGGGCUCAGGACGGAAGCCUUGUUCUGAACUUGAUGUGGCGCUUGUAGAGGCAGUGAAUCCUAUGUGGAUAUGUCGAGGAAAGGGGUGUGGACGUCAAAGCAGCCGACAAAUAGGCAUGCAAAAGCGAACCAGGCAAGAGAAGCUGAGUCCUGAUGAUCAGAAAAUGAUGUUCAAGCUUCUGCUCAAGGUGCUUGACGUUGAUAUUGAGUAUGCAAGUACAAAGGUGAGAUUCUCUUUAGAAGUACCUUCAGGGGCAAAUGCAAUAUCUGAGGAGACUCUGCCAGUCAUCCCAACUACCCAAGGGACAUCGGGUGAAGCAGACACUGCCUGUCAAAAAGCAGGCACUCAUAAUACCCCAGGAGUGACCAGUGACUCGACGGCAUCGACCAGAUGCACUCAAUCAGCCUCUGGUGGCUGGAGUGUUGAAACAACAAGGGGGUGUCGAACAGUGACAGCUUCUACUCAACCAGUAACCCUCGGCCAUCAAGGAGUGAUCAGUGGCCUGCAAGGACUUACCUAUGGCCCACAAUCAAUAGCGGGUGGUUUGCCAGUAGUUGGCCCUCAAGUAUUGAGAGCUGGCACCUCGGCAAUGGCAACCAGCCGUUUUCCUGUGCACAACUUUCCUUUCGGAAUGAACACUGGCCAUCAAGUUGUGAGAAUUGGCCAGCAAACGAUGAUAAUGGGCCAACCAUCAUUAAUCGCUGCCCCUUUAGGUACAACCAGUGGCUCUUAUCGAGUAGUUACAGGUGGCUCUCUUUCACAAAAUAGGGGCCUUCAGGCUGGGACUAGUGGCCAUCAGAAGCUAGUCAGUUACCUACCAGCUUUAGCAACUUUCCCUCAAGCAGUAGCCAGUGGACCUCAAGUACAUGCCAAUGACCUGCAGACAGUAGCUGGUAACUUUCAAGCAGUAGUUAGUGACCCUCCAGCAGUGACCAAUGUCCCACAAACAUUAGCCAGUGACCCUCAAUCAGUGAACAUUGUCCCACCUGCAGGAUCCAAUGGUCCUGAAAUGGUGACCUGUGUUCAACAAGUAGUAGCCAGUGGCUCUCAAGAGGUAGCCAAUGUCCCUCCAGCAGUAGCCAGUGGCCCUGGAACAAUGACUAGUGUCCCUCCACCAGUAGCCAGUUGUCCUGGAACAAUGACCAAUGUCACACAAGCAGGAUCCAGUGGUCCUAGAACAAUAACCAGUGUUCCACAAGCAGUAGCCAGUGGCCUUCAAGAGGAAGCCAUUUACCAUCCAGCAAUAGCCAGUGACGCACAAGCGUCGACCAGUCUCCCACAAGCAGUAGCCAGUGACCAUCAAUCAGUGACCAGUGACCCUCAAGAAGUAACUAGUGACCCUCUGGCAGUUACCAGUGUCCCACAAAGAGCAGACAGUGGCCUGCAAGAGGAAGCCAGUGUCCCACAAGUAAUUGCCAGUGACCCUCAAGAAGUAACUAGUGUCCAACAAGCAGUAGCUAGUGACCCCCAAUCAGUGACCAGUGUCCCUCCUGCAGUAGCUAGUGGUCCUGGAGCUUUGACCAGUGUCCCAAAAGCAGUAGCAAGUGAUCCGCAAGAGGUAGCCAGUGUCCCACCAUCAGUAGCCAGUAGUCCCCAGGCAGUUGCCAAUGUCUCACAAGUAGUAGCCAGUGGCCUGCGGGCAGAAACUAGUAACCCCCAAAAAGUAACAAGUGGCACAAAAUCACAUAAAACUAGCACAAAAACAUCGAGUCAUAAUGUUUCUCAGACAGAAAAGGCAUCAAAGGAUGACAAGACCAACAAAAGCAGUCCACGGCGUCCAAAAGGGAGAUCACUGAGUGUACGUCAGAAGUUAGAACUGCAGCGAGGCAAACUUAGAAAAACGGUAUCAAGUUCUUCAGAUAACGUGACCAAAACCAGCUCUUACUGGACUCCACUCCUGAGCAGUCCCAGAAAUCAAUUCGGUCUGCCGCGCCAUUUUACAGUGGGAGGUACUGGCAGUCCAACUCAUGUUCAGUCUGGUUUCAACCAAAACUUGGCAUUGGCAGGGAGAACAAAUGCUGGUCAGAACCAAAGCCAACAUACAAGUUUACUUUCUGGAGCUGCCUCUAGUACCGUUCAUCGUCAAGGAAGUCUUAUACCAGUUAGGAAUUUGGCACAGGUCUCAAACACUGCACUUGGCACACCAGGCGCUGCCUCGGAAAAGUUUGUGAUGUUUCGUGACAAACAAACAGGACAAAUGUUGUUAUCUCCAUUACGUGCGCCUUCAGGUGUAGUGCACAAAUUGCCUGAAGGAUUGAUAAGUAGCCAAUCCAAAGUGAUGUCACCCUCUCCUGUUACACAGAGUCAAGGGACUCCUAGCUAUCAGCAAAGCCUUCUUUCAGGAGCAGCCCAACAACACAACCAGUUGGGCCCUCAUCCAGCUGCCCCUCCAACUGGCUCUCAUCCAGCUGGCGCUCCAACUCCCAUUACAUCUGGGAAUACACAACUGCAUUUACCUCCUCCUACUGCAUCACCAUCGCAUGACCCUUUAAGUGCAGCAAACACUUUAAAGGCACUUUCACGAAUGAUGACUUCUUCUGGAACAGGUGUGAAUACACCAGCAAGUCAAGAGACUCGUAUGAACAGUGGUACCCUCCCUCAAUCAUUGCCCUUGUUUGAACCUCGUACCCCACAGAUUCAACGUUGCACCAUACCAUCAACCAUGAGUCUGUCACCUGCCCUCCAAAAUGUUGGGUCCCUUGCCCCACAACAGCAGCACAUUACCAGGCCUCAUAAAAGGAAUCCACAUACAGCCUUGGCUAACUCUCAUGAAUCACAGCCCAAACAGCAAUCAAAUGCGGCACCUGUCCAUUCUGAAUCAGCAUCAAAGCAGUUUGAUGCCCAGCAGUCCUCGUCAGUGGUACAUAACACAAGUGACUUGGCAAAAGCAAAUUUAAAGAGUCUAUCUUUACCCAACGGAACCAAACUAGUCAUCACCUCGGAUCAGUUCAAGUCCUUGCAGAAGGGUAAUCUUGGCGAUGUCACUGGCCAUAUCUUGACGCCCUUGCCUAGUUCACAUGAAAAGAAGAAGAAAAAGAAGUCCAAGAAGGACAAGCGACGCCGAGCUAAAUUGAAAAGGAAACGUGCCAACUUGAAGAAACUCAGGAAGCAGUCCAAGGAACAAAGUGAAGAAACAUCAACAGAGGCUGACAAAGUAGAUCCACCACCCAUCAGGAAGAGAAAGUUGCAUACGAAAGACAUCUCCCUCCUCCCCCCAAACGUUGCAACCAUCCAAGGUCUGAAAUCGCUCCUUCUUGACCGCAAGAACUUGGAGGAAAGAAGAGACAAGUUCAUGUCAGAACUAGAAGAGCGGUUAAUGAAAUCAGCCAAAGCUGAUGGGAAACAGACGAUACAUUUCAGUGGCUACCUUGAAGGCAGGAAAACUGCUCAGGACAAAAUGAGAGAAACUGUUGUACCCCCAACCACCCUCCUGCAUGCAGAACCAGGGUCAUCUAACAACCAACAAGAGAGUGUUACCUCUGAAUCCCAGUUACAACUUAAUGAUGUUGCUCCAACUAACUCAAGCACAAAUGACUCUGAAGGUCCUGCAAAGGCUACAUCCCCUCAGGAGUUAGUCGAAGAGCACCUUUCAUCUUUGAAGAAAACGGACUCUUACCAGCUCUUGCAGAGGCGCUUUCUCUCGAUGUUCCUCUGGCCGGGGCUUCUCUCAUCCACUCGAAUCAAAGGAACGAUUUGUAUACGGGGUGGGGAUAGAGAGUCCUGUUUUGAGAUGCCUAGUAAACCAAAACCGGUGAAGAAAAAUAGAGAGACACGUGGAGGGCAUGGACCUGUUGCGAAAGAACUUGCAGAUCAAUCCAGCCAUAAAAACACUGAUGUAACAUUGGAAAGUCAGAGAGCAUCUGUAGGAUUGGUGCAAGAUCAGUCUGUAGUUGAAGUUGGUAGAAGCAAGACCCAUAGCAGCAAAGACCAAUAUAGUGGAGAUCAAGCACCAUCGACAUCUGGUCAUUGUGGUGUGCAAAACCCAGCAAUGAACAGUGUUGGUGUGGUUCCUGGAAAUAUAGGUGGAACGAGAAACAAUGACCAUGUGGUCCGGGCGAGAGGAAAGAAGAGGAAAGCUGACGACAGGCCAUCAUCUUUAUUUCCCCACACUGAGGAUGAGGAACAGAGAAUGAAUGAAGGAGAUGAUUAUUCGGGUAUUCCACAGAAUAGAAAGAGAAAAGUAAAUGAUGCAAACAAUACGGAUGCUAUGAAGGCACUGUUUGCCCUUCAAAACUUUGCCGUAUGACGUAGUGAAGAGAAGUAUAUCCAAUAGCUUUUACAUGAAGGUUAUAAGAAUGAACUGUGGGUACAACAAUGUAGUAUAUCUCUGUUGAGGGAGUGUCGUGGCCGAGCGGUUAAGAGCACCGAAUUCAAACUCUGGUGCUUCUGAUCAGCAGAGUGUGGGU